CUGCGCAUGCCCGGAAGAGGCGCUUGGCCCGCGUGGGUUUGGUUCUCUGCGCCCUUCCUGUCUCCUCCACGGCGGCGGGUAAAGAUGGUCUUCCUCACGUCGUCCCUUUGGAUCCGGGCCCGCCUGACCGAUCGCUUCUGGAGGAAGCAGGAGGUGCUGCAGCAUGCCCGGCACUUCCGUGGACGGAAAAACCGCUGCUUCAGCUUGGCCUACCGAGCGGUCCGCAGGGCUUUUGUCUAUGCCACAAAAGCCAGAGCGUUGAAAAAGAAGGAUAUGAGAGAGUUGUGGAUAACACGGGUAACAGCGGCCACUCUCGAACACGGUAUGAAAUAUCACCAUUUCAUCAGCGGUCUUUAUAAGUCUCAAGUGGAAUUGAACAGAAAAGUCUUGGCUGACCUGGCGAUCUAUGAGCCGAAGACGUUCAAGUCCCUGGCAGCGUUAGCCAAAAGGAGGGGACAGGAAGGCCUGGUUGCUGCUCAGGAAGCCAAAGAACCAGAGGGAAUAUUUUCACGCUUUGUGCAGCAGUCCUGAAGCUGUGGUUUUUGGUUAGCUUGCUGAGAUGUGCAAACAUUAAAAGGAGUCAUUUUUUUGAAAAGCAUGGCCUCAGUUGGUAAAGCAAAGCAAGUAAGAUCUCUGACUGGGGUGGGAUUAUCCUUUCCUACUUUGAAGAUUACAGCCCAUUUCACAGAAAGUUUUGUAUAGGUACCUAUAUGACAGUUACAUUUUAAUUGGAACCGUAUUUUCAAGAGUAAGGGAUGGAGAGUCAGCAACUUUGACUGGCAAUAAAGGCAGAGGACUCUCCCCUCGUUGUAUGAACAUCGACUUGGACCCUUUGGCCACCUCAUUUUACUCACUAAAGUUUCCAUCUUGUUUAAAAUUUAAAAGCCAAGGUGUUCCUUAUUCAGCUGCAGAAGAGGAGGUUAUGGAGACCUUGGCCAACAUCUUAGCUGGAAAGAAAACAGCGACUGUUCAUCCACGGCUAUACUAGAAGACUGGUGGACAGCAGAUUACCAUGUCUGGGUACUGAACCUCAGUUAAAUGAGACAUCUUGUCUUUCGAGUCUCUCUUCACUAUACAUUCUUUUAAUUAAAAGGACAGUUCCAAUUGUA
Messenger RNA from Sphaerodactylus townsendi, 1109 nucleotides. It is a transcript of the gene MRPL20, whose product is annotated as mitochondrial ribosomal protein L20. The record is from RefSeq and is a predicted model, not a curated record. The transcript is spliced from 4 exons. Bases 7 to 531 code for a protein of 174 amino acids. Gene Ontology annotation, molecular function: structural constituent of ribosome; rRNA binding. Gene Ontology annotation, biological process: ribosomal large subunit assembly; translation. Gene Ontology annotation, cellular component: ribosome. Lineage: Eukaryota; Metazoa; Chordata; Lepidosauria; Squamata; Sphaerodactylidae.